Molecule: messenger RNA, 1807 nt
Organism: Linum tenue
Lineage: Eukaryota; Viridiplantae; Streptophyta; Magnoliopsida; Malpighiales; Linaceae
Source: the annotation of a GenBank genome assembly
CCAAAUCUCUCUGACAGUCGAGAUGAUCUUUGAGUCCCAAAGAGAGAGAGGAAAUCCCAAGCAAAAAAUGGACAAAAACCCAAGUGAUCUCCAGGCUCCAUUAAUCGUCCUCUCCUCCACAGAACAGAGCUCGAGACAGAGUAGGUUCAGCAGGGAUGAGAUUCUGGAAGAAGUGAAGAAGCAGCUAUGGCUUGCAGGCCCACUCAUCUCCGUCAACUUCUUCACCUACCUUCUGCAGGUCAUCUCCGUCAUGUUCGUCGGCCACCUCGGCGAGCUGCCCCUCGCCGGCGCCUCCAUGGCCACCUCCUUCGCCUCUGUCACCGCCAUAUCUCUUCUAGAAGGAAUGGCGAGUGCACUGGAGACGCUAUGCGGGCAAUCGUACGGAGCGAAGCAGCACCACCUGCUCGGGGUCCACCUGCAGCGCGCCAUGAUCGUCCUCCUCCUCGCUGCGAUUCCCCUGUCUUUCGUCUCGGGCUACGCCGAACCGAUCCUCCUCUGCUUCGGCCAGGAUCCGGAGAUCGCGGCCGAGGCAGGGGAGUACGCGCGGUUCGUGAUCCCGAGCGUAUUCGGGCUCGCGAUCCUCGAGCCGCACGUCAGGUUCCUGCAGUCGCAGAACAAUGUGGUCCCGCUGACGGUGACGGCCGGAGCCGCCACUCUGGUCCACGUCUUUGUGUGUUGGGCUCUGGUUUUCAGGUCCGGGCUGGGAAGCAGGGGUGCGGCUCUGGCGAAUGGGGUUUCUUACUGGAUCAAUGCUUUGACGUUGUUUGUCUAUGUGAGGGUUUCUCCUACUUGCAAGGAGACUUGGACUGGUUGGUCUAGAGAGGCGUUUCAGGGGAUUCCGGAGUUCGUUAGGCUAGCCAUUCCUUCUGCCAUUAUGCUGAGCUUGCAGACUUGGUCGUUUGAGAUGAUGGUUCUGUUGGGUGGCUUGCUUCCGAACCCAAAGCUCGAAACUUCUGUUCUGUCCAUAAGCCUGAAUACAAGUGCAAUGAUCUUCACGAUAUCAUUAGGGCUUAGUGCUUCCGUGAGCUUUAUUUUGGGUUAUUUCUGCAGCACAAGGGUUUCAAAUGAGUUGGGAGCUGGGAGGCCAAGAACAGCGAUUCUAGCGGUAAAUGUCGCGCUGGCCAUGGCGAUGACGGAAUGGAUUCUGGUCGGGAUCGUCCUGGUGUCUGGCCGGAACGUCUGGGGUUACUUGUACAGCAAGGAAGAGAGAGUAGUGAAGUACGUUGCGAAAAUGUUGUUGCUGAUUGCAGCUUGUCACUUGUUCGAUGCCAUCCAAGCCGUGCUCUCAGGCAUUUGCAGGGGAUGUGGAAAGCAGAAGCUUGGAGCUGUUAUCAACUUAGGUGCAUACUAUAUGAUUGGAAUUCCUUGCUCCAUUCUACUAGCUUUUGUCUACCGUAUUGGAGGAAAGGGUCUGUGGAUAGGAAUCAUUAUAGCAGCGAUCUUCCAAGCAUUGUUUUUUUCAGUAGUGACUGUAAAAACUAGUUGGGAGAAAGAGGCAAAGAAAGCCAAGGACAGAGUAUAUGGUGCCAUCAUUGAAGAACAAGGUCAUGCAUUGUCGUAGAAGAUCAGUUUGAUCAAAGACUGGUAAUGGCAGCGGCAGCAGAUGCAUCUUGUGAAGGAUAGCGUACUUUUUUUUUAUAAGGGUGAUAUAUGUUUGUGUUUAAUGUUAUGGACUACUUUAGAGUUUUGAAUCUAAAACCUUCAUCCUGAGGAGCUAAACCAAACUCUUGUUACCAAUCUCUAUAAUUAUUAUUUUUAAAACACAACCCUAAUAAUAUUUUAUGAAGAAUUGUUACGACUCUAUUAU